This is a messenger RNA of Thunnus maccoyii (southern bluefin tuna), 5316 nucleotides long. RefSeq names its product dihydropyrimidine dehydrogenase b (gene dpydb). The transcript has 26 exons. Lineage: Eukaryota; Metazoa; Chordata; Actinopteri; Scombriformes; Scombridae. Gene Ontology annotation, biological process: thymine catabolic process; uracil catabolic process. The record is from RefSeq and is a predicted model, not a curated record. Gene Ontology annotation, cellular component: cytoplasm; cytosol. The coding region runs from base 1410 to 4475 and encodes 1021 amino acids. Gene Ontology annotation, molecular function: dihydropyrimidine dehydrogenase (NADP+) activity; NADP binding; iron-sulfur cluster binding.
GCUGGACAGGCGCAUGAAUGUAUAACCCCUGGGCCACACACAUGUUAACAGGUUAGAGCGGCUGCUGCGUCGCUUCAUCUAGAGAUUCGAGGUCUCGCCUAUUUUCUCCGCGUGACGCGCGCGGUUCUCAGCAGAAAUGGACAGGGAAAACGAGAAAGAUGGGGAUGCCAGUGGCAGAAGCGCCGCAGCAGACACGCUUCCAGUGUGAACGCUGCAAACUUGGGAGACGCAGCAGUUCAGCGACACACACGCACACACGCUGCUGCGUCUCUCACGCUUGCAGUGUGUGGCCGCUCUAACCUGUUAACAUGGGCACCGAAAUGAAAAGCAACAGGUUCCGCGACGCACACGCGCUGCUCACGCAUCCAAUGUGGUCCAGGGAUAAGAGCUGGGCUGUGUUCGAAAUCACAUUCAAACGUACUAUUCAUACUAAGUAUGGCGUCAAAUUGAGUAUGUAGUGCGUUUCAACUGCAUAGUAUGUGGAUUUUGUGUACGCGAGAAAUACCCAGAUGUAUGAGAGCUUGUGAGCUUACUGGACAUACUCAACUGCAUUGCGUCGCGUCUCUUCAGACUGCGCAAUGGGGGAGAUGAGCCAGACUAAAAGCUGGUGUAAUUUUCGCUGUAGGACUGUUAAUAUGUCACUUUAUUAUGUUUCAAUAUUUUUUCAGGCGAGAAAGUAACAAUUUGGAUUCACAAUAUGGGGUCAAGUUAUCCAAAUAACGCCUGAUUAAAAAUUUUAAAUUUAAAAAUCCAUGACGUCAUCACAAUGUAAAGUCUAUGGGCCGAGCGGGGGCUCGCCAACACCAAUGGAGCUCGCGGACAAGUCCAGUGGGGAAACACUACUGCGCACAUUCAGUGGGCCGGACAACAUGUAAACAAACCCGGAAGCUAGACACCUUUUUUUUGCCCCCAGGCGAGCAAUUCCUACAGGAUUGAAUUGGCACCACUCUAGUCCCGUAUAGGCUAUAUACAUCCAUGUCGUUUAAGGAAUAGGGUGGAGCGUAGGCGAGUGAGUGGUUAAGCGAGAGAGCGAGCAUCAGCAAAGUGACGGUGAAAACCAGGAGCGGAGGAAAAGCUCAGGUGCAGUGCACCCUGAAACCUGCCCACUGUCCAGCUCUGCUGAACUUCAACCCUAGAGAGUGAUAUCUGCUUUGUCUGUCGCUCCACCUUAUUGACAGAUUUGCCAGAUAACGUUUGGUGGCUUUAAACAGUCAAGUCAUUGUCUGAAAUCUCUGCAAGUGAGAGGAGUGAGCCUGAUAAGGACGGUCAGCUGUCAGAUAGUUCCACUUGGGAGCAGAGCAGUCCCGGACAGUGCUUCGGACCUCUAAUCCAGAAACCAGCUACAAUCUGCAGGACAUCUUCACAAAGCACUUGAAAGCCUUUUACAGCUCAAACUGGACAGAAGCAUCAUGUUGAGUAAAGAUCUUCCCGAUAUUGAGAGCAUCCUGGCUCUGAACCCCAGGGUGAAGAGUCACGCCCAGAUUGUGUCGACAGCCAACAAGAAGAAAGAAAAGAAACACUGGAAGAGAAACCCUGAGAGGAACUGUGAUUCCUGUGUGAAAUUAGAGAACAACUUUGAUGACAUCAAACACACAACACUGAGUGAGCGUGGAGCUCUACGAGAAGCAAUGAGGUGUCUAAAAUGCGCUGAUGCUCCCUGUCAAAAGAGCUGCCCAACUAACCUGGAUAUCAAGUCGUUUAUUACGAGUAUCUCUAAUAAGAACUACUAUGGAGCAGCGCGGGCCAUCCUAUCUGACAACCCUCUGGGUUUGACCUGUGGAAUGGUUUGUCCCACAUCAGAGCUGUGUGUUGGGGGCUGCAACCUGUAUGCCUCUGAGGAAGGACCCAUUAACAUCGGAGGGUUACAGCAGUUUGCUACUGAGGUGUUCAGUAAGAUGGGCAUCCCUCAGAUCAGGAAUCCUGAGCUCCCACCAGCCAGUGAGAUGCCAGAGUCUUACCAUGCCCCCAUUGCUCUUAUUGGCUGUGGCCCUGCCUCAAUCAGCUGUGCUUCCUUCCUGGCCCGACUUGGAUAUGAUAAUAUCACCAUAUUUGAGAAACAGAAAUACACUGGAGGGCUAAGCACAUCAGAAAUCCCCCAGUUCCGGCUUCCCUAUGAGGUUGUCCAGUUUGAAAUAAACUUGAUGAAGGACCUGGGAGUCAAGGUGGUGUGUGAGAAGGGUCUAGGUGUUAACGGAAUGACUCUGAAGUCUCUGAAAGAAGAGGGAUUUAAAUCAGUCUUCAUUGGGAUCGGUCUUCCUCAGGCCAACAGAGCUGAAAUCUUCAAGAGUUUAACCAUGGAUCAAGGCUUCUUCACUUCCAAAGACUUUCUCCCCAUGGUGGCCUCAGCCAGCAAGAAGGGUAUGUGUCAGUGUCGUGCUUCCCUGCCAGAGUUAAGAGGAGUAGUGAUAGUUUUGGGGUCUGGAGACACUGCGUUCGACUGCGCCACCUCAGCUCUCCGCUGCGGAGCCAAGAGAGUCUACGUCUGCUUCAGGAAGGGAUUCACCAACAUCAGGGCUGUUCCUGAAGAGAUGGAGCUGGCUAAGGAAGAGCAGUGCGAGUUCCUGCCCUUCCUGUCCCCUCGUGAGGUCAUCAUGAAGAACGGACGGGUUGCCGGGUUGCAGUUCUGUCGCACCGAGCAGACUGAGGAAGGUGAUUGGCUGGAGGAUGAGGACCAAAUUGUCAGGUUGAAAGCUGAUUACAUCAUCAGUGCUUUUGGUUCCAUGCUCAACGAACAGAAAGUGAUUGAGGCCAUGGCUCCUGUAAAGCUGACCCGCUGGGGUACUCCAGAGAUCAACACAGACACCAUGCAGACCAGUGAGCCCUGGGUGUUUGCAGGAGGAGACAUCGCUGGUUUGGCAAACACCUCAGUGGAAUCAGUGAAUGACGGCAAACAGGCCUCAUGGCAUAUUCACACAUACAUGCAGUCCCUGUAUGGAAAGCAAGUGGACAAAGUUCCCAAGCUGCCGUUGUUCUACAGUGCUAUAGACCAGGUGGACAUCAGUGUUGAGGUUUGUGGAAUAAAGUUUCCCAACCCAUUUGGCCUGGCCUCUGCUCCUCCCACCACCAGUACAGCUAUGAUCAGAAGAGCUUUUGAACAAGGUUGGGGCUUCGCUCUGACCAAGACGUUUGGACUGAAUAAGGACCUGGUGACCAACGUGUCUCCUCGUAUUGUGCGUGGCACCACCUCUGGUCAUCUGUAUGGACCAGGUCAGGGCUCGUUCCUCAACAUUGAGCUCAUCAGUGAGAAGACUGCAGCCUACUGGUGUCAGUCAGUUGCAGAGCUGAAGAGAGACUUCCCCAACAAUGUGGUGAUCUCCAGCAUAAUGUGUAGUUAUAACAAGGAGGACUGGACAGAACUGGCCAAGAUGGCUGAGGAAUCAGGAGCAGAUGCAUUGGAGCUGAACCUGUCCUGUCCCCACGGGAUGGGAGAGAGAGGCAUGGGACUGGCCUGUGGACAGGAUCCGGAGUUGGUGCGAAAUAUCUGUCGUUGGGUGCGUGCCGCCAUUUCCAUUCCGUUCUUUGCCAAACUGACACCGAAUGUUACCAACAUUGUUGACAUUGCCAAAGCUGCCCAUGAAGGAGGAGCAGAUGGAGUAACAGCCACCAACACAGUCUCAGGCAUGAUGGGACUGAAGGCCGACGGCUCACCCUGGCCGAGUGUUGGAGCGGGCAAACGUACCACAUAUGGAGGGGUGUCCGGUAACGCCAUCAGACCCAUCGCUCUCAGAGCAGUAUCGGCCAUCGGCAGAGCACUUCCUGGUUUCCCAAUUCUGGCCACCGGUGGUAUUGACUCAGCAGAGUCUGGACUACAGUUUCUUCAUGCCGGGGCCUCAGUGUUACAGGUGUGUAGUGCUGUUCAGAACCAGGACUUCACAGUGAUUGAGGAUUACUGUGUUGGUCUGAAGACCUUGUUGUACCUGAAGAGCUUGGAGCUGAAGGACUGGGACGGCCAGUCUCCUCCAACAGAGAAACACCAGAAGGGAAAACCAGUUCUCAGACUGGAAGAACUGGUCGGUCAGAGUCUCCCUAGCUUUGGUCCAUACCUCAAGCAGAAGACAGAAGCCAUAUCAGAGUACAAGAAACGCCUCAGAGUCGCCAAUGACACUGAUGUGAAGGACACCAACACCAUCCAGGCCAACACACCCAAAAAACCUGUUCCUGCUGUCAAGGAUGUGAUAGCCAGAGCGCUGCGCCACAUUGGAGCAUACCAGGAACUUAACAACACAGAGCAGGUCCAGGCUCUGAUAGAUGAAGAGAUGUGUAUCAACUGCGGUAAAUGUUACAUGACCUGCAAUGACUCGGGAUAUCAGGCCAUAAAGUUCGACCCAGAGACCCACCUUCCCUUCGUCACUGACACCUGUACGGGCUGCACUCUGUGCUUCAGCGUAUGUCCAAUCAUAGACUGCAUCAAGAUGGUUACCAGGACAACGCCCUAUCACCCCAAGAGGGGUGUGCCCAUUAGUCCUGUCUGCUAAAGGAAAAGUCAAAACUCACUUCAAAACUUUUUGCCUUUGUGUCACAGUGAAAUAGGCUUGCCUCUUACUGUUAACAUUUAUCUAUGAACUGACUGAAAUUAGCUGAAUCCAACUAAAUUUGAAAUUCAAAUAAUGAAAUUACAGCCUUUUCUUUAGGAAACAUUUGCCUCACCUCUCAGCUGUCAUGGACUCCUCAGGGAGUGCAGUUGUUUCAGUGGUUUAUUCCAUGAACAUGAAUGCAGCACAAGUAAGGAAUUCCUUUUGGUUUGUCUGUGGUGGUACUAGCUAAGACUGUACUGCAGAUGUGGCUGAAAUUAUUGGUACUCUUGCAUUUUAUUAAAAUAAUGCACCAUUCACUCUGAAGUGUUGAAAUUAAAAGAUAUGGCCUGGGCAAAAUUAUUGGUACCCUUUAGAAGGAAGGAUUGCUUGAAUGGUUGAGAAAGAACCAAAGAAAACUUCAAUACAGAUUCAAGCUGAUCGUCAAGUUCAAGGUACAUCAGUUUCAAGUCACAGCAUCCGUCACUGUCUGAAUGAGAAUGGGCUCCAUGAUAGAAGACCCAGGAAGACCCCACUUCUAAGAGGAAAACACAAAAAAGCCAGUCUGGACUUUUCCGAAAAUGCACACAGUCCUUCUGAGAGAAUGUGCUUUGGACAGAUGAAACAAAAUUGGAGCUUUUUGGUAAAUCCCAUCAACCCUGUUUACAGAAGAAAAAAUGAAACCUUCAAAGAAAAGAACACUAUGCCUACUUUGAAACAUGGAGGAGUCUCAGUGAUGUUUUGUUGUUGCUUUGUUGCCUCAGGCACUGGGGGCCUGAAAUCAGAAGACUAUCAAGGCAUUUUG